Molecule: messenger RNA, 3634 nt
Organism: Condylostylus longicornis
Lineage: Eukaryota; Metazoa; Arthropoda; Insecta; Diptera; Dolichopodidae
Gene: Prp39
Product: pre-mRNA-processing factor 39
Exons: 8
Coding region: 119-3349 (1076 amino acids)
Biological process (GO): RNA processing; mRNA 5'-splice site recognition
Cellular component (GO): commitment complex; U2-type prespliceosome; U1 snRNP
Molecular function (GO): protein binding
Source: RefSeq, a predicted model, not a curated record
GUAUUGACAUUUGUUCAUCUUAAAAGAAAUUUAAAACUCAACCCUAUUAAUUAUCAUAUAAUAUAUACUCAAAUCAGUGAUCAAUCAAACUAAAAAAAUUGGUAUAUACUUGAUAGAAAUGGAAGAAAAUUUAGAUGAAAUAGGUGGAAGACGCACCCGUUCAGGUAGGAAAACAAAUACAUCUUUACAAAGCGCAAUGCCUGUGAGGGGUAGACGAACAAGAAAAGCUGUUGGAAAGAUAGCCGAAGCUGAUGUAAGUGAAGAAGAACUUUUGCAUGUAGAAGAAGAAAAACGGGAUGACCAUUCGAUCAAUGAUUUUGAAAAUCUUACGGUGGAACAAGACCCAAUUAUAGAAGUAAUUUAUAACUCGGACGAAGUCAUCACAAUUGAAGAAAAUAACGUAGAUUUGAAUGUUGAAACGCAAGUGAUACAAAUUGACGACGAAAACAGUUUCAAGGAUGAAGAUGAACAGCAAACCAUAAUAGAAACUGUGAUUCUUGAAAACAGUGAAUAUGUGCAGGAUAUGGAAAAUACUGAAAAUGAUGAAUAUGAAGAGCAAAUAGAAAAAAUAGAGAUAGAAUGUGAAAUAAAACAAGAUGAGCCAGUUCAAGAAAAUGAUGUGGAAAUCAAUGAAAUAAAUCAAAUCGAACUGAUUCAAGAGCAGGAACCUCUAUGUGAUCAAAUUAAAGAUCAACAAGAACCGGUAGAAAUUGUGACACAAGACAUGGAAAUGCGUGAAAUUCAACUUUCGGCAGAAAAAUUGGCAGGUAACGUCGAAGAGGAGAAUGGUUCUUCUUUCCCGUUUGGAAUUGGUUGCAUACAACAAUCGGAUAAUUCAGAUAAUAAAGUAGAAGAAGUAGCGGAUUCUGGUACAGUUGAAGUUGUCGAUAGUUCUCUGUUGGCUAGUUUAGCUGGGGACAAUGCUAAUAGCCUUCCUUCCGUUGGGGAAGAAAGUUUGUCUAAAGAUAAUUUUGAAAAAACAGACCCAGUAGUAAUUGAAGAAGAAACUUCUCAAUCAGAAAAUGCGAUUGCAGAGGAUUUACCAAAUGGAAAUGAUACGGAUAAGACCAUCAAUACAGUCGAUGCUGAAAUGAUUUCAGAAGAUGAAUUACAAAAUACACCGCCACAAAAACCAAAAAUAAAAGAUGCCGAAGAAGUUUCUGAUGAAGAAUUUCAAACAUCAAAAAUUAAAGUUAAGGACGCAGAAGAAGUCUCCGACGAGGAGUUACCUGCUCCUAAACGUGCUGAAUUGCCACCUGAUGCUGAAAUUAUUUCUGACGAGGAAUUACCAAAUAACGGAAAUUCAAAAAAAGAAACAUCUAAAAGGAAAGCAGAUGCACUAAAGGAAAAGGCUGAAGAAUAUAAUCCUGGUAGUCCAACUGGAGAAGAAAGCGUGGAAGCCGUACCCGAAAAAAAAAUUAAAGUGGAAGUGAAAGAAGAACUUAAAGAAAAAAAGAAAGAGAAAAAAAAACUCCCAGAAUUGGACAAAUAUUGGAAAGCUGUAAAACAUGAUCCAUCUGAUUUCGCUGGAUGGACCUAUUUAUUGCAGUAUGUAGAUCAAGAGACGGAUGUUGAAGCUGCUAGAGAAGCAUACGAUGCUUUUCUGGCGAAUUAUCCAUAUUGUUAUGGCUAUUGGCGUAAAUAUGCUGAUUAUGAAAAACGUAAAGGCGACAAGGAAAAAUGCUAUGAGGUUUUUGAGCGCGGAUUGAAAGCUAUACCGUUGUCAGUCGAUUUGUGGAUGCACUACUUAAAUCACGUCAAAACAAAUCAUCCAGAAAAUGAAGAAUUUAUUCGCUCACAAUUUAACCGCGCUGUUGAUGCCUGUGGUUUGGAAUUUCGAUCAGAUAAACUUUGGGAGCUUUAUAUUAGGUGGGAAUCUGAAGCAAAACGUUAUAACUUCGUUGUGAAAAUUUAUGACCGGCUUUUAACGAUUCCAACACAAGGAUAUAAUUCGCAUUUUGAAAGUUUCCAAGAUCUGAUAACAAAUCAUUCAGCUGCUUUAACAGUUAGCGUUGAUGAAUUUAAAAAACAUCGUCAUGAUGUUCGAGAAGCAAUGAGAAAAGCAAAAGAAAAGAAAUGCAAGGAUAGUGAUUCGCCUCCAGGUGACGAACAACCUGUUGACGAUCCGGAUGAGGCAGAUGAUCACGUACGAAAUGAAGAAGAAAUGUCAGCGAUUAAAGACAAAAUAAUAUCAAAUCGGCGUAAAGUCCAUAAAUUAACCGUUUCAGCAGUAGCUUCUCGUUGGACAUAUGAGGAAGGUAUUAAGCGUCCUUAUUUUCAUGUAAAACCUUUGGAAAGGAGCCAGCUGAAAAACUGGAAGGAAUAUUUGGAUUUUGAAAUAGAAAAAGGCGACCGAAAACGUAUUUUAAUACUAUUUGAGAGAUGUUUAAUUGCAUGCGCUCUAUACGACGAUUUUUGGUUAAAACUCAUACGUUAUUUAGAAACCGCUUUGAGUUCAAGUCCCAAUGAUGCAACGAUUAUUGAUCUAACGCGUGAUGCUUUUGCUAGAGCAUGUACGAUACAUCAUCGUGAUAAACCUAGUUUACAUUUAAUGUGGUCUGCAUUUGAGGAGGUACAUUUAAAUUACGACAAAGCGGCUGAAAUUCUUACAAAUAUAGAUGAACGGUGUCCAAAUUUAUUGCAAAUUGCUUAUCGACGCAUAAAUUUAGAAAGACGGAGGGGUAAUCUUGACAAAUGUGGUGAAUUAUAUGAAUAUUAUAUCCAAAACGCAAAAAACAAAAAUAUAGCUGGCAGCUUAUGUAUUAAGUAUGCAAGAUUUUGUCACAAAAUAUUGAAAAAUAUUGAUAAAGGUAUCCAAAUACUACGAGAUACACUGGCAAAUGAUUCUAGUAAUACAAGAAUCGCUUUGCAAAUGAUAGAUAUAGCAUUACAGAGAGAAACAGUUGACGAAAAAGAAAUUGUGGAGAUAAUGGACAAAUUCACAUCUAGAGAUAAUAUAGAUCCCGAUCAAAAAGUUUUAUUUGCCCAAAGAAAAGUUGAAUUUUUGGAAGAUUUUGGUAGUACUGCCAAAGGCUUGCAAGAAGCACAAAGAGCAUUACAAAUAGCUCUCCAGAAAGCUAAUGAAUCUAAAAAGAAAACGGAAAGCAGUAGCCCCAAUAGCAAAACUUCGUCAAAAGAGAAUAAAUCCACAACAGCUACUGUAAGUGCUCCCACUUACAACAAUGCAAAUAAUUACUAUAAUACUGGUGCAACUCCAAACUACUAUAAUAGCGGUCAGCAACAGCAACAAUAUCAACAAUCAUACGAUAGUUACGGUUAUAAUCAUUGGCAAUAUGGUUCAGGUUACAGUGGAUAUGGUCAAUGGAGUGGAUAUGGGAGUUAUUAUUAAGUGAACAAGUAGAUGUGCGAGUACCCAGAUUUUUAUCUAGAUAUUUUGGUUGAGUUUUUCUUUAUUUAAAUAUUAAUAUGUAAUUUCAAAAGUAAAUUAUAUGUUGUGUACAAAAUGUCAUUAAAUAUCAGCAAACUCCUUUUAGAAAAAGUAAAAAUUCUUCAGAUAUUUUGACAAAAAUUAUUGGAAUUUAAAUUUAUAAUCAAAACUUUAGUUAACAAUAUCAAAAAAAGAGAAAAAAAAAUCUGUAACGAACUAUAAAAAUUUCAGUAAAAAUAAAACUUU